AUGGCGAGAAGUCCGAUAAUGCAGCUGGCUUUGCUGGUGGUGUCCUUGCGGAUUGUAGGGGCCACACAAAGCAAUCUGCAGAGCUUCACCGUGUUCUCGGAUCCAAUCUUCCUUCGCCAGGGCGAAGUACACAAUCGAUAUGUUUUUCCAAAGAAGCUGCCGGACGAGAUUGUGCAGAAGUUUGCUGGCAAGACCAUGCAUCUGAAGAGCGUUGACCUCGACAUUGUGCUGGUCAACAACAAGACCGGCGAAAAAGUGCCAGCACCGCUCUACAUGACAUAUAAUCACCAUCAUGCAUUGCUGCUGGGACCUACUGAUGGCCUGAUGAAGUUGUACAACAAAUCGAAGGAUAAGGAUCCUCUUGACCCACACGCGUUGCCGGAUCACACGGCCAAGCACCGUGGAUGCGCGAUGAAGCGCAAGUCCUUCGAAGCUCUCUUGGCAGCGGCGCUGCCGGAAUCUCAACGUCGCGACAUCUCCGUCUUCGGAGGGGCCAGUGGAGCAGAAUAUCGUGGAACCUCGAAUCGAUUGGCCGGCCCUUACACGUACGAUGUGAAGAAUCCAGAGAGCUUCAUGGUCCUGAUGCACUUCAUCAACAGCCACGGCGUUCCUGAAGAUCAGAAACUGUGGGAGUGCCCCUGCACUUCGAGAUCGAAGAUCAACGUGACGAACGGAACGAUCGACGGCAAAAAGCCUAUCGCCUUUCAGUGCUCUCAGCAGCUUCUGGAUCAGGAGAACACCGGCUGCAGCCUGGCAACGUAUGAGGGUGGAUACAGAUGCUGCGAGCAUGGAGUCUUCUUGACUAAAGAGCUGCCCGGACCAGAUUCGCCGGUGGAUCAAAUUGAGACCAAGUUCACUUUUGAGUACUACGAGCCUGAUGCCCCGGAGACGAAGGUUGCGAGGCCGACGAAUCAGCCGUCUUGCUGCGAUGCCACCGCCGGGUACCUUUACAAUUCCUCUUCGCAGUUUGCAAACCUCGAAUAUGACGUCCCGAAAUGUGCGGAUGGCACACCGCCUGACCAGUGCGUCCAUGUGAUUGAGAGCGUCGAGUAUUUCGAUGCGGACGGGCAGCAUCAUAGCGAGGACGAAGAGUUUGAGUUGGUGCAUGCUUGGGGGCAUCAGCAUGUGGCUGGCCUUGGCCUUGAGCUCUACCGAGUCUCAACCAACGAGCUGCUGUGCCAAAGCCGCCCCAAGUACGGCACAGGCGUGCAAGCGGGCGAUGAACGCGGAUUUGUUGUUGGCAUCCCACCGUGUGUUUGGGGCCCACCCCCUCUGAGCCCACCUCCGAAGAUUCGCCGAUUUGAGCAUCUACGUACCGUCGCCAGGUACAAUGCUUCUGAGAAGCAUCAUGGUGUCAUGUCUUUGUGGCUGCUGACAUCAGCCUCCCUCAAGCCUGGUUCAGCCAGGGUCGAGUUUCAAGUCUGA
Messenger RNA from Symbiodinium sp. CCMP2456, 1425 nucleotides. Lineage: Eukaryota; Dinophyceae; Suessiales; Symbiodiniaceae. The record is from the annotation of a GenBank genome assembly.